AUGCUUUCGUCACCUAUCAGCGCCGGCACACCCCCGACCAGUACCAUGGAGCUGACCGACAACCCCGCGCACAGAUUCCAAUCACAUGUCGCCUUUGACAACCUACCCCUCGGCGAAGCGACCAAGAGCAACACGCCGUCCCUGACGCUCAAUGUCCGCCACCGCGGCUACCAGGCCAAGCGCCGCUCGCGCACCUUCAUGGUCGGCGUCGACGAGCACGCCUACUCCGACUAUGCGCUGCAGUGGCUGCUCGACGAGCUGGUCGACGACGGCGACGAGGUUGUCUGCGUGCGCGUCGUCGACAAGGACAUGCGCAGCAUCGGCGCCUCGUACCAGGACGACGCCCAGGCCAUGAUGGAUGCCAUUCUCGAGAAGAACGGCGCCAAUCGCGCCAUCAGCGUCGUGCUUGAAUACGCCUGCGGCAAGCUGCACUCGACAUUUCAGAAGCUUAUUCAAAUAUACCAGCCCGCCAUGCUCAUCGUCGGCACGCGCGGCCGCUCCCUCGGCGGUCUGCAGGGCCUCGUCAACACGCGAAACUCCUUCUCCAAGUACUGCCUCCAGUACUCGCCGAUCCCCGUCGUCGUGGUGCGGCCGACGGAGAAGCGCGAGAAGAAGAAGAGCAAGCGACUCAACGACACGGAGCGGCGCACCUACGUGCGCAUGCUCUCGGCGACGGGCGGCAAGCACGAAGCGGACAGCGAGAAGAGCAGCCUGUACGAGGUCGAGGUCAAGUACUCGGCGGACGAGGAGGCGCACCAGGUGGCCAAGGUGCUCGGGCUGCCGGCGUCGUUUGAUCCCACGGUCAAGCCGCUGAACCCGAGCGCGCUGCUGCGCAACCGGUACGCGGAGCCUUCGCCGCUGGGGUCGCAGACGCACACGCCCCCGACCGAGGCGGCGGCGGACGGCGUGGGCGGCGUGCCCAAGGCGGCGGCGCCGCCGAGCACGACGGGCGGCCACAGCGACAGCGACAGCGACAGCGACGACGACGAGUUUGAGGCCAUGCCGGGCGAGCAGGCGCUGGAUCUCGACCAGCAGGAGAAGCUGCACGACAUGGAGGUCGGCGAGGCGGCGGCGCUGCUGAAGCAGAACCGCCGACUGAGCGCCGAGUCGGGGAAUGCGGAUGACGACGACGAGGGGCGACACUCGCGGAAGAGCAGUGUCAGCUAA
Verticillium dahliae VdLs.17 is the source of this 1167-nucleotide messenger RNA. Its product is annotated as Usp domain-containing protein. The transcript has 2 exons. Lineage: Eukaryota; Fungi; Ascomycota; Sordariomycetes; Glomerellales; Plectosphaerellaceae. The coding region runs from base 1 to 1167 and encodes 388 amino acids. The record is from RefSeq and is a predicted model, not a curated record.